Messenger RNA from Sardina pilchardus (European sardine), 2045 nucleotides. RefSeq lists its product as uncharacterized. The transcript has 8 exons. The record is from RefSeq and is a predicted model, not a curated record. Lineage: Eukaryota; Metazoa; Chordata; Actinopteri; Clupeiformes; Clupeidae. Bases 284 to 1561 code for a protein of 425 amino acids.
CGCGUCCUCCGUGUGUGUGUCAGGCUGACGCUGUUGUUCUGAUGCCCGUCUGAUCGUGGAAAGUACCGGUUGAAGUAGUAGUUGCAGUUGAAGUAAGGGUCUUCUCUUUUUCUUACAACAGUAGAGUUAGCCGAUUACUUUGAGUGUGUUGUAAUUCAUAGUCUCAGAUUUUAAAAUCAAAUGAAUUUCCUUUAAAAAGAGUGAUGAUAUCAGCAGAAAGACUUUAGAAUUCAUAAUGAAGGGAGAAAAAGAAAAGAUGCAGCCUUAAAAGUAUUUUCUUCUGAUGCUCAUCGAGUUGCCUGAGUUCAGUUGUCCUUCGUCACAUAUCUUAUGUGUUGUUGAAGGUGCUGUGGACAGUGGGAUGAGGAUCAUCAUCUUAGUGUUGACCUGCCUAGGGAAAUGCUGCCUGUCGUCAAACAAAGUUCAGCAACAUGUUUUAUUGGGGAGUACAACAGCUAUAAACUGUGGAAGUUUGAAAAUAGAUUUUACCGAUGAAGUCAAGUGGUUCUUCAGUAAAGACCAGGACUCUAAACAAUUGUUAUAUCGCAUAAACAAACAAGGGCAAGUUCUUCUCCACUCACAGAUGAAGGGCCCAAAAAGGACAGUUGCAAACAAUAGGUCACUGAUUAUCAAAGACUUUAACGAAGAAGAUGAAGGACUUUAUACCUGUGAAGUAGGCCUAUGCCAAGGCACGUCAUCAUGCGCCAGAGCCACAUCUGAGUGGAUUUUAGAAAAAAAGACUCCACCAUCAAAGUGGUGGUAUGCUAUUAGAGGUCAUGGCUAUCAACAUGAAUGUCCAGGUGUGAUCGGCAAGGCUGUUCAAUGGACCUUUCAGCCAUUGAAAGGGGAAAUAAAUAGACAAUAUUCUCAAAAUUCCUCUCUUGUCUUUACCAACAUUGAACACCAUAUGGCGGGAAAUUACACGUGUUGGAUUAUAUCAGAGAAUGGACAAGAAGAGAGAGCUUUUUCAUUGAUACUUUGCAUCGUCUCUGGCACUUCCGAUGAAAGGGAAUCGCUGCAGAACUGCACUAUUCUGUGUAGCAAACACAGUGAUGCGGAGAAGUUAGAUCCAUUUGUUGUGGUCACUGACAGAGUGAAUAUCACUGUAUACCACAAAUCAAAGAGACCAGAUGGACUGGUGGACUGCAUUGUCACUUUUAAAGGUGGUGUGCAUAAAAAUGACACCAUUCAAUCAACUACUUCAGAGUACAUAACAAAUGCCCCUGGCAUGGACAUGGAAAAUGAGACUCAUUCAGAGAAUGCAGCACCGUUUUCUCCUGGCAUUUCCCAAGCUGCAACGUCAGUAGGGAUCAGCUUAACUGUCUGUUUAGUUUUGUGUUGUCUGGUUGCUGUGUCGGUUGCGUGUCUCAGAAGAAGAAGAGAAUCCAGCAUUGACUGUCUCAGAAAUUGCCAUUGUCAUGGAGUUCGUCAUCCAGAUAACUCCAGAUUAGAGGAUGAAGUACUGUACAUUUCAAUGCCGUUUAGAAGAUCUGAUGGAAGUGUGUUGAGAUCUGCAAAUGAAUGUGUGUACAGUGAUAUCAAAGUGCAAAAUGCAAAAUGACAUAUUGAUUUUGUUUUCUAUGAUGAUGCUGAAUCCUGUGAAGUUUCAUGCUUCGUGACUAUUUAUUGGAAUAAAUACAGAUUGCUGCAUUCACCACAAGAAACCUUUGUUCUGCAAUGUUUAUCAAUGUUUAUUUGCACAUGUUCAUGUACAUCAUGCUCAAUAUUUUUACUGUUGUUGAGGUCACUAGCAUUAACAACCCCCAAAAAAACAACACAGCCAGGAGAAUAAGAUCAUCUUCGUGCACUUCAUCUCUCUCUUUAUAGACAGACUUUGCAGUGUAUAACCACAUUAUCAAAAGGUCACGCUAGGCACCUGAGAUGGUUCAGAGACUUGGUUUCAUUUCCUUUUUAUGCCUGUGUAUGUUUACUAUGCAUCAGACUGUUUAAUGUUGCUAUUUUAUGUCUAAUGCAACCGGCCAUUAUAACAUAUGCAGCUCAUUUAACAUUUAAAGAAAUUAAAUUAAAUUAAAUUAAAAAGUAAU